Penicillium vulpinum is the source of this 897-nucleotide messenger RNA. RefSeq names its product SDR family NAD(P)-dependent oxidoreductase. The transcript is spliced from 3 exons. The record is from RefSeq and is a predicted model, not a curated record. Bases 1 to 897 code for a protein of 298 amino acids. NCBI's taxonomy places the organism in Eukaryota, Fungi, Ascomycota, Eurotiomycetes, Eurotiales, Aspergillaceae.
AUGACCGAAGUCAAAAUAGACCAAGCUAUCUUCUCCCAAUCCUCAGGUAAAACGGUCCUGAUAACAGGUGCUGCGCGCGGCAUCGGAGCCGCAACCGCCAUCCUAUUCAACUCUCACGGUGCCAAUGUCGUCCUCGCCGACCUUCCUCAAUUACGAGACAGCGCCGAAGAAGUCAUUCAGAAACAGAUGAAAUUCUCAAACCGCGCGAUAUUCGUCCCUACCAAUAUCGUCAACUGGGCAGAGCUAACAGCAUGUUUCGAAACGGCAAUCACCACCUUUGGUAGGAUCGACAUUGUCGUAGCUAACGCAGGUAUCAUGGAGUCCGAGUCCGUCCUGGACAUGGAUAAUGUGGAUGAGAAUGGACAUCUUCUGGAGAGUUUGGAGGCGGGACGGGUCAUUGAUGUCAAUCUGAAAGGAACAUUGAACACAUCGACCACUCCAGGCCCCCAACUGACAAAGUCAAUCUUGCUAGUUGCAUCCACAUCCAGUUAUUUUGGUGGAACGGGUGUAGCCGCCUAUAUCGCAUCGAAGCACGGUGUGCUAGGUCUUCUGCGUGCUUGUCAGAGUGUUGCGCACGGAUACGGUGUCCGGGUCAAUGCUGUCGCACCGUUUUUGACACCAACUCACAUCACUGCGGGCUUUGUGGAUAGAUGGUCUGAGGCGGGUCUUGAAAAGAAUACUCCGGAUGGAGUGGCAGACGCUAUUGCCUUUGUGUCUUUGGAUGAAAAGCGGCAUGGGGAGAGUGUUUUGGUUGCUGGUAAGUAUCUCCGAGAGCUUGAGGAGCCUAGGGCUGGGCUUUUGCCUUUGUGGUUGGGGGAAGAUCUUACGGAUUUUAUGAGUCGGGCGAUGCAGUUCUUUGUUAGUAUCGGGGGAUAUGUCUUGCCGAAGAAGUAUUAG